Molecule: messenger RNA, 1604 nt
Organism: Dermatophagoides pteronyssinus (European house dust mite)
Lineage: Eukaryota; Metazoa; Arthropoda; Arachnida; Sarcoptiformes; Pyroglyphidae
Product: collagen alpha-1(XV) chain-like
Source: RefSeq, a predicted model, not a curated record
CAAAAAAAGCAGCCAUUCAUUAUGGAACCACCAUCAUCAUCAUUAUCUACACCAAGUUUAACAUUGAAAACAACAAAAUCAAUCGAUAAUAAUAAUGAUGAUAAAAUCAUUAAUUGUAAUUCAAAUCAUCGACAAAAUAAUACACAAUGUUGUCAAUGUGAUUUAUCCUUAAUUAUUGAUCAAUAUGGUGAACAAUUACGUGGACCAAAAGGUGAUCCAGGACCAAGAGGUUUACCAGGAUCAAUUGGUUUGCCUGGACCACCUGGACUGUCAUCAUUAUCAUCCGGUUUAUCAUUUGAUAAACGAUCAUCAUUCGAUAAUGAUCAUUCGAUUAUGGAUCCAUCAAUUACAUAUAUGGCUGGUCGUAUUGGUGAACCAGGACCACCUGGUCCACGUGGUUUUCCCGGACAUAAAGGUGAAAAAGGUGAAUCUGGAAUCGGUAUUCGUGGUGCUAAAGGUGAUCGUGGUCGACGUGGAAAAAUUGGAAAAACUGGUCCAAUGGGUCCAAAAGGACCAAAAGGAGAUCCUAUUAAAAUUCAAGAAAUCAAACGUCUAAUGAUGGAAAAUGGUAUUAAAGGAGAAAAAGGUGAACCAGCCAAUAAUGUUGUUAUUCCAUAUGAUAAUCAUUGGUCAUCCGAAUCACGAUCACGUCAUAAUCAUGUGAAACCAUAUGAUUCUGAUCAUGGUGAAUCAAAAAACACUGUAAUGAUAAUCAAUGAUAUGGAUGAACUUCAAUCAUCAUCAUUAUCGAAUACUAAUCAAGGAAUGUUAGCAUUUGUUAUUAGUGAACAAUCAUUAUUAUUACGUGUAACAAAUGGUUGGCAAUAUAUAUCGCUUGGACGUGUAAUCAAACCGAAUGAAAAUAGCCUACAAACCAACAAGAUUUCGAAUGAUGGUACAACGAUUGAAUCGGUAUCUGGAAAUUCUUUGGAUGAAUAUAAUGUACCUUCUUCGUCUUCGGUAACGAAUCGACAUAUAUUACAUGAACGAAAGCUUCGUUUGGUUGCAUUAAAUCAACCAUAUACAGGAGAUAUGCAUGGUGUACGAGAUGUUGAUUAUGAAUGUUUUCGACAAUCACGACGUGCCAAUUUAAAAGGUACAUUUCGUGCAUUCAUUACAUCACGUGUUCAAAAUUUGGAUAGUCUUGUACGACCACGUGAUACACGUUUACCGGUGGUCAAUUUAAAAGAUGAAUUAUUAUUCAAUCAAGUACGAGAUAUGUUUACCGGUUGGAGUGCACCAUUUCCAUAUCCACCAAAAAUCUAUAGUUUUGAUGGUCGUAAUAUAUUUACUGAUCAACAAUGGCCACAGAAAUUAAUAUGGCAUGGUUCGGAUAAAAAUGGUAUACGUAAUAUGGAAGCAUCAUGUGAUUCAUGGACAACUAAUUCUAUAUCACGAUCCGGUAUGGCCAGUAAUCUAUUACGUGGAAAAUUAUUAGAUCAGGAAAAAUAUUCCUGUAACAAUGCAUUCAUUGUACUUUGUAUCGAAGUUACUACUGAACGUGAAUGAAUGAAUCAAUGUCAAUCAUCUUCAGCUAUUUGAUUUAAUCAUCUCUCUUUUUUGAUACUUAUGACUUUUUUUCUGGCUUAUCUAUUCAAUCAAAU